AUGGCGAUCCAACCAGUUCCCUCAUUCCUCUUUCUUCUGUUGUUGUGGACGGGUUUUGCCCAUGGGCAGACGGCCCCAAAUGCCACCAUCGCCCUUCGCGGACGCCAGGGGACCACUUCCUUGGAAACCCCCACGAGCAGCAGCAGCAGCAGCUCCUUCAACGCCAUGUUGCGUGGCACCGAACGCGAAUUGUCCACCGAAGGUCAUGAGUUUUGUUGGAAGUCGUCCUACGGUCGGGGGCUCGGCAAGGCAUUGCGGUUCUGUCCCCGCGACAAGGAUCGGGUUGGUCAACUCUGCUACGUAAAGUGCGGAAAAAACAUGGCCCGGUGGGGGCUCGAUUGUCACACCAAGUGCCCCCAUGAUUGGACCGACACCGGCUUUCAUUGCCGCCAGGAUCAGGACACCUACGGACGCGGCAUUGGGCACAUCCGUGCCGAAUGGUGCGGCCACGAUUGUGAGCUGUGUUUGGGAUUGUGGUACACCCGCUGCAAGGAAGGCUUCAAACCCGUGGGUUGCAACUUGUGCGAGCCGAAAAUCAAUUGCGGAGAGCUCAACAUGGGACGCCAACUCGGUACUUCCUGCACCAAAAAAGUCGAAGCCGGGAACCCCAGUCCUUUGCAGUGUCAUGACACCCUGGAAGAACAGCACGGACUGUUGUGCUACGAGAGGUGCAAGCCAGGGUUCACCGGUAACGGACCCAUCUGCUGGGCAGGGCCACCUCCCGGCUGGGUCGACUGCGGAGCGGGUGCUGCCAUGAACGAUGUCAUGUGUGGAUUGAAGGUUGCGGAUCAAGUGGGAAAUAUUGGAUACGCCGCUGGCAAUGCUGUCCUGGCAUCUUUGUCCUUUGGAGCCAGCCUUAGCAUUACCAUGCCGGGUUCCGCACCCCCCAGGACGGCAAGCUUCAUCAGCAAGCUUCCCAAAUCCUUGGCACCCAUCGCCUCGAAAGCGGCGGCCAGGCUUUCAAAGUACCUCAACUAUGACACGGCAUCGCUUGUGACACAGCUCACAAUGUUUGUCCGGAAUAUGAUUCUCAUGCUCGAUCAAGCCAAGGCCAGGGGGGAACUAACGGCGUCCUGGUACAUGCGCCUCAUCCUUUCUGUAAAGGCGAUUGUGGAACAGAUCCUUCUGUUGAGCAGUCCGGAUGCCGGUAGUGGGGGUGGUCAAGAAUCGCCCACAGCCGCCCCGAUCCAAGCUACUAGUAACAACUGCGAAACAGACCGUUCGCAAGCCAUCAUGAUCAAGUUCACGGGAAAAUACUUGGGUUACAAAGACGAGCCCGAGUACGAGCGCGGAGAAAUAACGUUACGAGAAUUCCCUUCGAAAACGGCUUUGUGGAUCCCUGUUGACAAUGGCGAUGGCACCCACAGCUAUCACACCCUCGAUUGCAGGUACAUGAGGCUUUUCCACCACCAACUUGACGUUGGUGAUGGAGAGUUUUCGAGUCACAAAUUUAAAAAGGUGACACGCAAUGGCGUCACGUACCUAAUGACCAAUCGUCCGGGCUUCGAGGGGAGAGGCAAGGGCCUUUCCACUUGUCGCCAGGGUGGUUGCAUUGCCACCGACUCUUAUCAUGAUUGGCAGCCCGUUGAGUUUGUCCCACUCAACCUACAGCCGAAAGUGGUCGCAAUCAAAUCCAAAGCGGCAGGAACCUAUCUUGUGCCCGAUUCGAGAGGCGGGGCCAGCGCGGUUCAACUUGUGGAUGCUGCCAACUAUGGGGGGGACGUCCAGUUGUGGGUCAUGGAGGUUGUGGAUUGGCGCGCCGUUGAUGCAACAGGAGCCAUCGAAGACACGAAAACGAUUGAACAUUUCGGAUACGACCCGAGUGGACAAAAGACAACCUACGAUCUGAUCUCAUUCAAGGACAAGUACAAUGACACCUAUCUUUCUCACCCAUCCAUGCUCGACAACACCGCCGAUUCAUUUCUUACCAGGCAGGACAAAUACCAUGAUGGCAAUGCCUCAUUCUGGGUUCGGGAGAGCAGCCCCAACACGAAGACGAUCUUUCUUUAUUCUUAUAACGAAGCAGCACUGCAACCAAACUAUUGUGGCAAUCUGAGGGCAACCCCCAGUGGACAUUAUGGAGUGCUGGAUCGUCCAAGUGCUGUUCUUCAUCCAGACCAGAACCUUGUGGAUACUGUAAUAACCGCCACCCCCGAUUCCACGGAGGAAUGGGAAUUUGUCACUGGCAGUACGGAGUUCCACAUGAUCCCCUUCAGAUCAUCGUUUGGAACCUACUUGGAUGCAUCUAACCACUCCGAGUACGAAUACACGCCAAUUUCAAACAUCACAGUCUUUUUGGGCGAUGACGAACAGCUGUGGAGGGUGAUGAAGUUGUUGGGAGGAAAAAUCACCAUUCAAACGUACGACGGGAAGUACCUAGCGGUACAUCGCAAUGGAACUGUCCACUUAUCAGAAGAUCAGGGACUAGAAGGAAUCUUUGAGAAGGUGAACAUUGAUGGAACCGAUGGGUCGGCGUUCUACCUGAAGAUAAGACAAUUUCCUGAACCCAAGUACUUGGCUGCAGACGAUGAGGGGACUGUUUACGUGUCCAACACCCAAGAUGAGCUUACCAGGUGGUAUACUCACCCUGAUCCAGUCAAUAUUGUUGUUGCCGCGCCCAAUUUUGAGUCUGUGAUCACGAGUGCUGAUGGUGGUCGCUCGGUUGUCUUGACAGACAGUACUGACGACGCUGUCAUAAAGUUUACCUUGUCAAGAUUCCUUGAUGGCAAAUGUAUUCUUGAGAACCAAGAAGGGAAUACUGCCGCCGGUUCAAGCUCUGGAGCGCAGCACUCCUCUUCGACGGAAGUUUGGCAAAUCGUUGGAGCUACGUUGGGAAGCAUUCCUGAUCCCAACAGACCGGUCUCCCCCCUCAAGAGCAGACGCAGCGAUGCAGGACACUAUUACCAACUCUUUCCGAGCGCAGACUACGCCUUCGCGGCAAGGACUGUGUCGAGACUCCCAACACAUUGUGGUGGUAUGCGGGCUCACCUUGUCACGAUCGGUUCCCAGGCAGAAAAUGACUUUGUUCAAACAUUCCGCCAAAACCAGCAAGUCUGGAUCGGCCUGAACGACGCAAGCAGCGAAGGGACCUUUCAGUGGGUUGCGGGAGAGCCACUCACGUACACCAAUUGGGCCCCUGGCGAGCCCGACAAUUCCGCCAAUGCCGACUAUGUGAGUAUGGCCGGCGGCGGGACAUGGAAUAUCUUACCAGGCACCAACAACUACAUGUUCAUUGCGGAGUACGACUGCGAGCCUCCUCCAACGGCGGCCCCAACAGGUGCCCCAACUUCGGCCCCAACGGAGGCCCCAACGGCGGCCUCUUCCACCGCUCGGGGCUCUCCCGGGACCCACCGAAGCAUCAAUUACGAUAACCUGGCUCUGAAGGGAGCUGGCUCGAGCUCGUAUAUCGAGUACGAGGUCGACCUGACCCUCUCGGAGGCUCCCGCGAUCCGAUGCCUCGAUGGCCACUCGACCUUCAAGGCCGUGUACAGGGCCAACGUGGAUGCGGGCAGCAGUGCCUGCGGAAGUCAGGGAAAGCUAUUGUGGAACGACGUCACAACGUUUAGUUGCACCUGGUCUCGAUCGCAAUCCGGCGUGGACCAGAACUGGAUCAACACCUUCAUCGGAGGGGGGUGCGGGGUGUCUCCGACGUACGUGGAUCUCCCCGAGAGAAUUCCCUUGGUCCUCGACGGCAACAGGGUGUCCUUCACACUGGAUCACACCAUCUCGGCUCUCUGCUCGGACGGAACGAAUCCAGUCACCACUGUGUGGACCGGCGUGUACAACCCAACAUCUGGCAAAAUCCUCUGGCAGACCAUGACUACCCAGGAUAAACCUGCUGGUCAAUGCAGUUGGAUGACCAGGGAUGGGAAGACCAACAGUUGGCUAGCGGAAUGGCUCGGCUUUGAAGGAGUCGCACCCACCAACGCUCCCAUUCCUUCCCGGAUCGUUAUGCGGUAUGCGUAA
Seminavis robusta is the source of this 3966-nucleotide messenger RNA. NCBI's taxonomy places the organism in Eukaryota, Bacillariophyta, Bacillariophyceae, Naviculales, Naviculaceae. The record is from the annotation of a GenBank genome assembly.